Messenger RNA from Lindgomyces ingoldianus, 1623 nucleotides. RefSeq lists its product as uncharacterized. Gene Ontology annotation, biological process: U1 snRNA 3'-end processing; exonucleolytic trimming to generate mature 3'-end of 5.8S rRNA from tricistronic rRNA transcript (SSU-rRNA, 5.8S rRNA, LSU-rRNA); nuclear mRNA surveillance. Lineage: Eukaryota; Fungi; Ascomycota; Dothideomycetes; Pleosporales; Lindgomycetaceae. Gene Ontology annotation, cellular component: nuclear exosome (RNase complex); cytoplasmic exosome (RNase complex). The transcript is spliced from 2 exons. The record is from RefSeq and is a predicted model, not a curated record. The coding region runs from base 56 to 1159 and encodes 367 amino acids.
CAGAAAGGUCGACAUCCUCCACCACCCGAUAACCGCCCAAGUCGCCGGCCCAGCAAUGGCUCCCUCACAGAGUCUCCAGGUGCAUCUGUCCCCAGCGGAGCUCUCGUACCUGCGCUCGACGCUGUCGCAGACGCCGCCCAUCCGCCUCGACCACUCCAAAGGCCCCAGGGACUUCCGGUCGAUGCGCGCCGAAUAUGACGUCCUGCCCACCGCAAACGGCAGCGCGAGAAUCGCCCUCGAAGACGGGCUCGAGGCUCUGGUCGGCGUCAAGGCCGAGGUCGAGAAGUCGCAAUGCCAUUCCCCACUCGGGCGUCGGGAAAGCCCGCCCACGAUUUCCCCCGGCGAUGUGAGCAUGCUCGACGGCGACGACGAGGAUGAUGCCGGUGCCGGCGGCCAGAAUGCGUGGGUAGAGCUGAGCAUUGAGGUCCCAGGCUUCCGCGACGACGACCCCCUGCCUGUAUUUCUGGGCUCAAUGCUACAUGAGACGCUGGUUGCAGAUGGACAGCUCACGCACAGCCUCUAUAUCAACCGGCGCUUCCACUGGAAGCUGUACAUUGAUAUACUUCUCCUCUCUCCUCCGCUGUCCUACCCCCUUGCCCUUCUGUCCAUGACAACGCAUCUCGCCCUCCUCACCACCCGACUCCCAGCGCUGAAGUCCGAGAAGGAUGAAGACCCGCUGUUCGAUGACGAUUGGGCAGCCGCGAUCCCUCUCUAUCCAAAUUGUAAACAAAGUGGCAGCAAUGUCGUCAACAAGCCGCCGGUCAUCGUUGUGGCCAUGGCCGUAGGAGAGAACAUCGUCUUCGACCCCUGCAAAGAGGAGCUGGCGGUUGCAGAUACUGUGCUUGCUCUCGCGUGCACCGCCUCUCCUUCAUCGUCCACCGGUGCUCGAAUCGUUGGAAUGCGAACCAUCGACCCUCCCUCUCACCUCACCCCGCCUGGCAUUCCCAAUUCGAUGAACUCAGCCACUGGAGGCACCGCCCCAACAUCAAGCACCAGUGCUCUGACACAGCGGGAGUUGCUCGCCAAUUCGGGUGUGUGGAUACCGCCAAGAGGCGGAAUGAAGAGGACCUUGCUUGCCCAAGUCUCGAAAAUGGUCUCUGAAAAGGGGGGAAUCGGUGAGGAGGUCAUCAACGCCCUAGAGGGAAUAGAAGUUGGGUGAAAAGAAACAGUACGGCUCAAAUCCUUCUUGAUAUGACCGUUCCCUUGGACAGAGUGGAUCGCGAGUCCCCCGAUCUAGGGUGUGACCGCAAGUUAUUUUGAUCUUGGCUCUUCGCCGAUGGGCGGUGCAGCGAACCUUCUUAGGCUCCUCCCUUGGAUAAAGGAGCCAAGAAGUAUAUUGGCAGGUUCAUUGCGACGCCGCAAAGGAGCGAUUCACGAUUUGCAGAGUGUGUACCAUGUUUUGAAGCAGAAAUAUGCCACAGCCUCUUUGAUGCCUCGACAACCACUUGCUCCGAGCUCGGAUAGUCUCAGUAUCUGGCAGCCUUGUCCUAGUGGUCGCAUCUGCUCUCUUGUGGCCAAACCGUAAGCUAAUAUUGUGCAGGGCAAACACAAUGACAUAACCCAAUUUAUCUUUCCAAUACCCACAUAAAGUAUAUUUCAAACUACCUACUCCAAGAUAGCCGC